This is a messenger RNA of Aphanomyces astaci, 1529 nucleotides long. RefSeq lists its product as hypothetical. Gene Ontology annotation, molecular function: pyridoxal phosphate binding; L-kynurenine:2-oxoglutarate transaminase activity. Bases 251 to 1396 code for a protein of 381 amino acids. Gene Ontology annotation, cellular component: cytoplasm. The transcript has 3 exons. NCBI's taxonomy places the organism in Eukaryota, Oomycota, Saprolegniomycetes, Saprolegniales, Verrucalvaceae. The record is from RefSeq and is a predicted model, not a curated record. Gene Ontology annotation, biological process: biosynthetic process.
GUCAAAGAGUGAUUUGGAUUGGCCACUUGAUUUGUGUUGUGGGUUUUGAUUGGUUGAUGGAUCCAGCACCCCACCGAAUAAUCGACUUGACAAUAUUAGAACUGCUCAAUGGCUCGCCGAUUGAACGGGUUUGACCAACCAACGGUGUGGCAUGAGUUCACCCCACUUGCCAUCAAGCACAACGCCGUCAACUUAGGCCAAGGUGAGCCAAGUGUACCCGUUGUAUGCGUCUGCUUCAAUCUUGUCAUGCAUGAUGGUAGGUUUUCCGGACUGGCCGUGCGACGCAUUCGUGAAAGAUGCGGCCAAAAUUGCCAUCGAUGCCGACGUCAACCAAUACGCUCGCCCAGGAGGCCACCUGCGUCUCGUGCGUGAAGUGGCAAAGCACUACACGACGUCGCUGGCCCGUCCAGUGCCGAUCGAACCGACGACCGAAGUGGCGAUUGGAGUCGGGGCGUCCGAGAUAAUGUACAGCGCCAUGAUGGGCCUCGUGAAUCCCGGCGACGAAGUCAUUCUCAUCGAGCCUGCCUUUGACAUUUAUGCGUCCCAGGUGCAAAUGGCAGGCGGCGUGUGUGUGUUUGUCCCGCUCACGUUCAACGAGUCGACAUCCCAAUUCGAACUGGACUUGCCCGCCAUGGAAGCUGCGUUUACUUCCAAGACACGCGUGCUGGUCGUGAACAGCCCCCACAACCCGACGGGCACUGUGUUCCCCAAGCAAGACCUGGAGCAGCUCGCAUCGGUGGUCAAGUGUUUCCCCAACGUGGUGGUGGUGGCCGACGACGUGUACGAACACAUUGUGUUUGCCCCGUUGACGAGGUUUGCCACGCUCCCUGGCAUGUGGGAGCGCACAAUCACGGUGGGGUCAGCUGGGAAAACGUUCUCCGUCACGGGGUGGAAGGUGGGCUGGGCAGUCGGGCCACCGCACUUGAUCAAGUGGCUAAACCUAGCCAACAACUGGGUCAUGUUUUGUGUCGCAGCUCCAUUGCAAGAAGCGGUGGCGACCAUGUUGAAGAAGGCCGUGCGUCCAUUCGAGUCGUUUUCGAGCUACUAUGCAUACCUAGGGGACAAGUACCUGAAGAAGCGCGACUGGCUGGCCGCUGCUUUAACUGCGCUGGGCAUCCCCGUGGUGCUGGCCCAAGGCGGCACGUUUUUGUUUGCCGACGUGUCGCGCGUGGCCGUGCCUGCGUCCUACUUGGACGACGGGAACACGCCGAAAGACUAUGCGUUUUGUCGAUGGCUGACGAUUGAAAAGCAAGUGACCACGAUUCCUACCAGCGCGUUCUACAGCCACACCAACAAAGCCAAUGGCCAUUGCUUUGUUCGGUUUGCGUACUGCAAGUCGGACGUGUCGUUGGCCCUUGCGAUUGAACGUUUGCAGUCCAUUCAACUACUAGAGUAGACAAAGAUGUGGCGCAUUUAUCCAUUUCUGCUUUAUAAACGAGUUUGGAGUAUGUAUACAUACUGUAAUGCUCCUCAUGCACGUGAUUCCGUGUUCGCGAUACAGGACUGUGCAGCUCUUACCGCAAUUUCAU